Hibiscus syriacus is the source of this 1233-nucleotide messenger RNA. Its product is annotated as acyl-CoA-binding domain-containing protein 6-like. Bases 1 to 1233 code for a protein of 410 amino acids. The record is from RefSeq and is a predicted model, not a curated record. The transcript is spliced from 6 exons. Lineage: Eukaryota; Viridiplantae; Streptophyta; Magnoliopsida; Malvales; Malvaceae. Gene Ontology annotation, molecular function: protein binding.
AUGGUGUUGUCGGUUGCCGUGGAAGCACCUGUGCCACGCUUUAAUCAUGCAUCUACCGUUGUUGGGAACAAGAUGAUCGUGGUUGGUGGUGGAUUUGUGAACGAAAUUUUAGAUGAUGUGCAGGUUCUUAAUUUCAAUACUUUUUCUUGGACCAUGACAUCAUCAAAGCUUUACUUGUCACCUAGUAAUCUUCCACUUAAAAUUCCUUCAUGCAAAGGCCACGUUCUGGUUUCAUGGGGAAAGAAAACCCUCUUGGUUGGAGCCCAAGCUAACACUAGACAAAGGGGAAGCAACCAAGCCGCUGUCUCUCUUUUGACCAACCUCGCACGCGUCGCUUCCGGUCUCGGUGCGACCGCCAGUAUCCUUGGCGCUUCCACGUACACCGUUGACGGUGGUCAAAGAGCUGUUGGAAGGGAGGUCUUGAAGGACGUGGUUGCACAGUUCAAUGCAGAUCAGCUUCUCACCGAGAGUCCCCAAGGUCAAGACCACGAGCACAUGCUGAAGCAAAAGAUGUUGGUGCUUGAAGGGAAUGACUGUAUCAUUUUCUGGGCAGCUUGGGAUGGCGAAAAUCCCAUAUUCCUUGCUCCGGCUCAUCACUCGAAGUUGCCCACCAAUCAUUCUGAUGAACUUGAAUCCCACUGUGUUGCUGCCCCGGAGAUUAAUUCAUCAGGGAACUCCGAGAAUUGGAUGGUGUUGUCGGUUGCCGUGGAAGCACCUGUGCCACGCUUUAAUCAUGCAUCUACCGUUGUUGGGAACAAGAUGAUCGUGGUUGGUGGUGGAUUUAUGAACGAAAUUUUAGAUGAUGUUCAGGUUCUUAAUUUCAAUACUUUUUCUUGGACCAUGGCAUCAUCAAAGCUUUACUUGUCACCUAGUAAUCUUCCACUUAAAAUUCCUUCAUGCAAAGGCCACGUUCUGGUUUCAUGGGGAAAGAAAACCCUCUUGGUUGGAGCCCAAGCUGACACUAAACCUAAACCAUUUUCCUCUAAAAACCACCUAGCAACCCUAGAUCCAAGAUUAUACCUCUCGAAAGCUUUGAACUCCGGCGACCACUUGGCUUUCCGGCACUCCUCCGAUGAAGGGUCACUGUGGAUGACGGAUGAACUGGAGAGAUUGGCGGUGGCUCGAGAACUCACCAGCGGCGGCUCACUCGGCUCGGGAGUGACCGGUGAAGACCACGCAAGGCUGGGGAAGCUAAAUAGCCAGAGGCGGCUGGCUGGCUUGCUGAUGAGUUAG